AUGAAUGUUGAACAAAGGUUAUGCUACGAGCAAGUAAAAAAUGCCGUACUAAACGACGCUAACCACGAUCGUAGAUUUUUUAUCUAUGGUAGCGCCGGGUGUGGAAAAACGUACCUGUAUAAUACCAUCAUUGAUUUGCUGGCCAGACGAAACAUAUCGGCGAUCGUGGUAGCUUUUACAGGUAUUGCCGCCCUGUUAUUGCGAGGAGGACAAACGGCACAUUCAAAGUUCAAGCUACCCAUUGAUCUUUCCCCUGAGAGCACUUCUACAAUAAUGGCACAAAGUGAAGAAGCACAAAUGUUGAGAGAUGCGAAAAUUUUAAUAUUUGACGAAAUAUCAAUGGCCAGAUAUGAAAUAAUUAAUAUAAUAGACAGAUGUUUAAGGGAUAUUCGCCAAGAUGAAAGACCAUUCGGCAAUAUUGUCACUAUAUUGGGCGGUGAUAUAAAACAACUGCUACCAAUCGUUAGCGGAGGAAGAGCAGAACAGUUACAAUCGCUCUUCUACCAUUGUAACGAAUGGCAUAGUUUCAAGCACAUGAAACUCAACGUGAACAUGCGUGCUGAUCCCGCCGAACUGGAAUUUGCAAAUUGGCUCGAAAAGGUUGGUCGGCAUAGCCCAGAGAUUCGAAUAACCCAUCCACGAUCGAUGAGAACCGAUUUAGUUCAAAUACCGAAUGAAUGCGUGGUGGAAGACGUUGUGGGAGCCAUAUACGGUGAUAUUGAUUUCAAAUUCCCAACCUUUCCACAAUUAUUAGCAGACCGCUCAAUAAUUUGCCUAAGGAACGACGUCUGCACCGAGAUAAAUAAUAAGAUGCUGAGACGGUUGCCAGGCGAUAUCGUGACCGUUUAUAGUGUCGAUAAUGUCGACUCUGACAAUCCGAAAGACGCAGAAAAUUUCCCGAUGGAAUUUCUGAAUCGUAUCAAAUACGGCGGCUUACCUGAUCACGAAUUAAUGCUUAAGGUAGGCGCACCCGUCAUUUUGCUGCGCAAUAUUGAUGCGAGAUCAGGCUUGGUGAAUGGCACACGCCUCAUCAUAAAACAAGUCAGUCAAAACGCUAUCAUAGCCGACAUUGCUUUCGGAGUGAAUAAAGGAAAAACUGUAUUUAUUCCAAAAUUCGACAUCAAAUGCAGAGUCGACACGCAUUCAGUGAAUCUCAAGCGAAGACAAUUCCCAGUGAAAUUAAGCUUUGCAAUCACUGUGAAUAAAGCGCAAGGUCAAACUUUGGAGAAAGUCGGUAUAUGUCUAACGACACCAGUGUACGCACACGGUCAGUUGUACACUGCACUUUCACGUGCCAAACGAAUGUCAGCACUUAAAGUCCAAAUUCGAACAAGCGAACAUCAAGGAACGACUAAGGAAAAUCACAUAAACAGAACUUUGGCUCGCAACGUAGUUUAUGAAUCGGUUAUGAAUCGGUUCCAAUAA
This is a messenger RNA of Diabrotica virgifera virgifera (western corn rootworm), 1425 nucleotides long. RefSeq names its product ATP-dependent DNA helicase PIF1-like. Gene Ontology annotation, molecular function: DNA helicase activity. NCBI's taxonomy places the organism in Eukaryota, Metazoa, Arthropoda, Insecta, Coleoptera, Chrysomelidae. The record is from RefSeq and is a predicted model, not a curated record. Bases 1 to 1425 code for a protein of 474 amino acids. Gene Ontology annotation, biological process: telomere maintenance; DNA repair. The transcript has a single exon.